Aureobasidium namibiae CBS 147.97 is the source of this 1332-nucleotide messenger RNA. RefSeq names its product kinase-like protein. The coding region runs from base 1 to 1332 and encodes 443 amino acids. NCBI's taxonomy places the organism in Eukaryota, Fungi, Ascomycota, Dothideomycetes, Dothideales, Saccotheciaceae. The record is from RefSeq and is a predicted model, not a curated record. Gene Ontology annotation, biological process: protein phosphorylation. Gene Ontology annotation, molecular function: protein serine/threonine kinase activity; ATP binding. Gene Ontology annotation, cellular component: cytoplasm. The transcript is spliced from 5 exons.
AUGGUAAGACCUCGCCAUCCAACGCCUCUGUAUCCAGGGCUCGACAGGCGUGCAUAUGGCGGACUCCGUCAUGGUGCACAAGACAAGCUAAUCGAUCGAUUCCUGAGAUGGACCUUCCGUCGCCCACCUCGCGCUAAGCCAGGACGAGCACUACAUGAAGGCGAAUGGCUACCAAUGCAACCUGACUACAAUCAAGGAGAGCAGCCUCUCGGUGAAGGUGGCAUGGGAAUAGUGCAUCUCUGGUGCUAUAUCGACAACAAUAACCGCAUUCGAGAUCGAGUCAUUGUAAAACAGGUACAUCCUGGAGUCUUCUCCUGGGAACGCAAAGACAUGUGGCGCGACGGAGAGGUCGGUGGCGAGCCUCGGGAACACAUGUUGAGUAACAAGGUCUACGAGAACCUGGAGGCAUCGACCGCUGGUCAUGGCAAAUUCAUGACAGAGUGUCUCGGGUACGGCAGUAUACGGGACCCUAACUUGAACAUAGACUGGACGACUGGAUUGAUGGCUCCUUCGGCCAUUGCGGGAUACAAGCUCUAUUUCGAGUACUGUCCCUUUGGCGACCUGAGAAAUGCGAUCAUAAGACAGAGCAACGCUGGAGAGUUUUUCCACGAAGGAUUCAUCUGGAUGGUGUUUGAAGCACUUGCGGAAUGUGCUGUGGCGAUGACUAAAGAUCCAAUCGUACAUAUGGACAUCACAACAAGCAACGUCUUGCUAUCGAACAACGACCCCCAGCGAUUCAAGAUCUGGCCCACUCCCAAGCUGUCUGACUUUGGGUCAGCGCGCAUUAUCAAUAGCUCUACCGCACGACGACGGGGACCUGUCGAAGCAAUGCACCCAUACUUCACACCACCGGAACUCGGCGUGAUGAGAGGAGACUGGGAAGUCGAUGGCUUGAAAGUGUCGCACAGAACCAAUGUGUGGCAAAUAGGAUUGGUCAUCACCUGUAUGAUGCGACUUGAGUUUUACCUUCCGGAAACCGAUUGGCGUACGGGACCGUCAUCAAUCCAUCCAAACGACGAACUUCAUUUUCAUGACCCCAAUCAGCGAGAACUCCAUCCCCACAGUUUCCAACAUGCGAAUUGCAACUACAGUCCGAACUUGCUAGCGCUUGUACGGCAAUGCAUGAGAUACGAUCCAGCUCGCAGACCAUCACCGCGGGCGUUGCUGCAAAGAAUCCAAGCACGCAUACCAGGUAGUUGUGGUGGUAUGGAUACUUAUACUGGAGAUCGCAAUGGAAGUAUACCAUGGAACAAGACGGAGAAGCUUCGAGGUUUGAAGAAAGAUAAUGAGUGGCCGCUGGGUGAUGAUGCCGAAGUUGUAGACGUGUUCUGA